AUGGCCGAGCCCAGCAACAACAUCCUUGGUCUCCGUGCCCAGAUCAUCGGUGCAUCUCUCUUCAUCAUCACACUACUAUCUUCGACUGGCGAUCAGUGGUCAGCAAGGGCCAUGGAUGGUAACGAGUUGAUUGCUGGUGGAGAAAUCUGUUCUACCCCUGAGCUCGCCUUGCAAUCUUUGUUGGACGAGACGAGCAAGAUGAUCUGGACCAAGGUGAUGCCAAUGUAUGAGCCUUACUGA
Aureobasidium musti is the source of this 240-nucleotide messenger RNA. Lineage: Eukaryota; Fungi; Ascomycota; Dothideomycetes; Dothideales; Saccotheciaceae. The record is from the annotation of a GenBank genome assembly.